Molecule: messenger RNA, 384 nt
Organism: Amoebophrya sp. A25
Lineage: Eukaryota; Dinophyceae; Syndiniales; Amoebophryaceae
Source: the annotation of a GenBank genome assembly
AUGCAUUACUUAAUCAAGGGUUUUUGGAUUAGUCCAAAACUCCAAGUAAAAAGCUUUGUCGAAUUAUUGAAAAUCAAAAUCCAUUUUACUAACUUCGUAGACUAUCGACGUGGAGGUACCUCGCUGGCUGCUGAGAUUGAUUGAAAUAACUAACCCUAAGAACUAAGAACCACUGAGCAUUCGUCGAUUUCGAAACGACGAACUUAGCACAGAAGAACGGCGAAAUCCUCGGGAGACCACCCGUAUAGGGAUCAUUAACAUUAUGAACCUCUGUAUUUCCGUAUCGAGUAUUUUGCAAUCACGGAGUUCUAUUUGUUUCUGCUUUGCCUAUGCAAAAAAAAAAGCUGCCUGGUUCACACCCAAGGCAGAGGAGAAUUUUCAGAA